AAACAAAACCCUAAAAAGGGUUCUUGUAAGAACCAAUCGCCGCCGGAUUCAUCUAUAACAUCGCUACUCUCUCGUUUCUUUCCUUUUUCAUCACUGCACCUUUGCCACUUUCUCUUCUUUUGCCUCGCUUUCUCACGUCAAUUUUGUGCUUGUUGAUUAAUAAUAGCAAUUUAUUGUCUAUAAUUAUGGAAACCUACUCGGCGGAGCUUAAAUUAAAUUCCUCAAUCUUUUGCUGAUUGAUUCUUCAGUUUUCGUUUCAGCUCCACGGAUGACUUGGGCGUAGUUUUCAUGGAGAUACUUUAUUACUAUUACUAUUAUUGUUAUUUUAAUUCUGUUCCCAGUAGUUAUAAGUGAGAACUUCUGAAGUUGUAAAUAUGGGGCUUCGGCGCUUUGAUGUGGAAAGUUUUGAUUUUUGAGUUGUUUAGCGGCUUAGGUUUUGGUUUCUGGUAAGGGGUAGUAGUGAUCAGGUUUUAGCUGGUGAAACUCCAGAUGAUCAAUUUGAGAUUUUGAAAAUGUUGUCUGAAUUAGGGACGAGGCCGAUGCUUGGUGGUAACGAGGGUUCCUUUGGAGAUGAUUUGGAGAAGGAGAUAGGGAUGUUGCUUCGUGAGCAACGACGACCAGAGGCUGAUGAUCACGAACGCGAACUCAAUUUGUAUAGGAGUGGAUCAGCGCCUCCAACUGUGGAGGGUUCUCUGAGUGCAGUUGGAGGGUUAUUUGGUGGUGGUAGUGGUGGUGGUGGUGGUGCUGUGGCUGCUUUUUCUGAGUUUUCCGGGGCUAAUCAUGGGAAUGGUUUUGCUUCUGAGGAAGAGCUUAGGUCUGAUCCGGCUUAUCUUUCAUACUAUUAUUCGAAUGUGAAUUUGAAUCCUCGUCUUCCGCCUCCUUUGCUUUCAAAGGAGGAAUGGAGGUUUAAUCAGAGAGUAAAAGGUGGAGCUUCUGUUCUUGGUGGAAUUGGAGAUAGGAGAAAAAUGGUUAAGGGUGAUGAUAAUGGUGGUAGAUCAUUGUUUGCAACCCCGCCAGGUUUUAACUUGAGGAAACAAGAGAGUGAGGUGGAUAAUGAAAAAAUGAGAGGGUCCGCUGAGUGGGGUGGUGAUGGACUCAUUGGUUUGCCAGGCCUAGGUCUUGGGAGCAAACAAAAGAGCCUUGCAGAAAUUUUUCAGGAUGAUUUGGGACGUAACAACUCUGUCUCGGGCUUUCCUUCUCGUCCAGCCAGUCGUAAUGCAUUUGAUGAGAAUGUUGAGAUGAUAACCUCUGCUGAAGCAGAACUGACUCAUUUACGCCAUGAUUCUUCUGCCACUGAUGCUUUAAGAACUGGAUCAAAUGUUCAGGGGUCAUCUGCAUCCCAAAAUAUUGGCCCUCAAGCUUCAUAUACCUAUGCUGCUGCAUUAGGUUCUUCCUUGUCACGAAGCACUACACCUGAUCCACAACUUGUUGCUAGGGCUCCCAGUCCUUGCCCCACACCUAUUGGUGGUGGUAGAGCCGUUGCUGCUGAGAAGAGAGGUAUUACCAGUCCUGAUGCAUUUAAUGGUGUUUCAUCUGGCAUCAAUGAAUCUGAAGAUAUUGUGGCUGCAUUGUCUGGCAUGAAUUUGUCAGCAUGUGAUGUGUUAGAUGGCGAUAACCAUUUCCCAUCUCAGGUUGAGUCAGAUGUUGAUAAUUAUCAGAGAUAUCUUUUUGGUAUGCAAGGUGGUCAGGAUCAUGGAAAGCAACAUGCAUAUUUAAAGAAAUCUGAAUCAGGACACUUGCAUAAUACAGCUUACUCUGAUUCUGGUAAGAGCAAUGGGAGUGGGUCAGACAUUAAUAAUUCAUCCUUGGAUAGGCAAGUUGAGCUACAAAAGUCUGCUGUUCCUCCCAAUAACUCAUAUUUCAGGGGAUCACCUACCUCCCCUUUUAGUGGUGGGGGUGCUUUGCCUGCACAGUAUCAGUCUUUAGAUGGUAGCAAUUCAUCAUUUACUAACUAUGGCCUGAGUGGGUAUGCUGGAAAUCCAGCAUUGUCAUCCUUGAUGGCUAGCCAACUUGGAACUGGUAAUCUGCCACCCCUAUUUGAAAAUGUAGCUGCAGCAUCAGCAAUGGCCCCUGGAAUAGACACAAGAAUUCUUGGAGGCGGUUUGGCCUCUGGAGUUGCUGCUCCAUCUGAUAUGCACAGUCAUGGUAGAAUGGGAAAUCAAAUUGCAGGUGGUGCUCUUCAGGCUCCUUUUGUUGAUCCCAUGUAUCUUCAGUACAUGAGGACAUCUGAAUAUGCUGCUGCACAACUUGCUGCUCUGAAUGACCUGUCUGCAGACAGGAACUACUUUGGCAACUCAUACAUGAAUUUACUUGAGCUUCAGAAAGCUUAUCUUGGGACUCUGCCUUCACCUCAAAAGUCACAAUACAGUGUUUCACUGGCUAAAUCAAGUGGCACCAAUCAUCAUGGUUAUUAUGGAAAUCCUGCGUAUGGCAUUGGCUUGUCCUACCCAGGAAGUCCAAUGGCAAACUCUUUAUCCACUUCUCCAGUUGGAUCUGGCAGUCCCAUUAGGCACAAUGACCUGAAUAUGCGUUUUGCUUCUGGAAUGAGGAAUUUAACUGGCGGUAUGGGACCUUGGCACCCAGAUACUGGGAACAUUGAUGAAAGCUUUGCUUCUUCUCUGUUGGAAGAGUUUAAAAGCAACAAGACCAAGUGUUUUGAGCUUUCUGAAAUUUCUGGUCAUGUUGUUGAAUUCAGUGCUGAUCAAUAUGGGAGCCGGUUUAUUCAACAAAAGCUUGAAACAGCAACUACUGAAGAAAAAAACAUAGUUUAUCAGGAAAUCAUGCCACAUGCUCUUGCUUUGAUGACUGAUGUCUUUGGUAAUUAUGUGGUUCAGAAGUUUUUUGAGCAUGGACUUGCAUCCCAGAGAAGAGAGUUAGCCAACAAGCUUUUUGGCCAUGUUCUGACUCUUAGCCUUCAAAUGUAUGGUUGUCGGGUCAUCCAGAAGGCCAUAGAAGUUGUUGAUCUGGACCAGAAGAUAAAAAUGGUUCAAGAGCUCGAUGGUAAUGUCAUGCGCUGUGUACGAGAUCAGAAUGGUAACCAUGUUAUUCAGAAGUGUAUUGAAUGUGUCCCUGAAGAUGCAAUCAACUUUAUUGUAUCAACUUUUUUUGAUCAAGUUGUGACACUAUCAACCCAUCCAUAUGGUUGCCGGGUGAUACAGAGAGUACUGGAGCACUGCAAAGACCCUAACACACAGCAAAAAGCUAUGGAUGAGAUUUUAGGAGCAGUUAGCAUGUUAGCACAGGAUCAGUAUGGCAACUAUGUUGUCCAGCAUGUACUUGAACAUGGGAAACCUCAUGAGCGUUCCGCUAUUAUCAAGGAAUUAGCAGGCAAAAUAGUUCAAAUGAGUCAGCAGAAGUUUGCCUCAAAUGUUGUGGAGAAGUGUUUGACCUUUGGAGGUCCUUCUGAACGCCAAUUGCUUGUGAAUGAGAUGCUUGGCUCCACGGAUGAAAAUGAGCCUCUCCAGGCAAUGAUGAAAGAUCAAUUUGCAAAUUAUGUUGUACAAAAGGUGCUGGAGACUUGUGAUGACCAACAGCGUGAGCUAAUUCUUUCACGAAUUAAAGUUCAUUUGAACGCAUUGAAAAAGUACACAUAUGGAAAGCAUAUUGUUGCACGUGUAGAGAAACUUGUUGCUGCUGGAGAAAGGAGAAUUGCUGCCCAGUCUCCUCAUCCUGCUUAGGUGGUCAUAGAAAAAGAAUGUUGUUUGUACAGCUAACUGAGGCUAGUGUGAGCUUCCUUCUCUCUUGUUCUCAUGCAUCCAGAGGUUAUAUUUACCUAUAUUUCGUGAUGAGUAGUAACCGAUUGGAAAUAAAAUUAUCGGUUGUAAUGAAGAAAUGUACAUUUUGUAGUUUUAAGUUUAUACAUAGAAUUUAAUCGAGGUGAGAGGUUCAGAUGUGUAAUGCACCUGCAGAGGAGAUAUAUUGACAAUACAAGCCUUUUUUAAGGAUGUAAAGUUUAUAAAAUGGUGAGGUAGUUUAUAUGUUGU
Gastrolobium bilobum is the source of this 3983-nucleotide messenger RNA. Its product is annotated as pumilio homolog 2-like. Gene Ontology annotation, cellular component: cytoplasm. Gene Ontology annotation, biological process: post-transcriptional regulation of gene expression. The record is from RefSeq and is a predicted model, not a curated record. Gene Ontology annotation, molecular function: mRNA binding. The coding region runs from base 513 to 3677 and encodes 1054 amino acids. The transcript is spliced from 9 exons. Lineage: Eukaryota; Viridiplantae; Streptophyta; Magnoliopsida; Fabales; Fabaceae.